AUGGGUGGUAAAGUGCCAGCUCUUAUCGAAGCACAAGUUGAAAUGGGGUCCGUUAAUGAACUCGAGCACAAAAGCCUAUUUAGACAAGAAGAAGAUGCCACACAAAAUAAAGCAGCUUCUUUGAUGGAGCAAGGAUCACUUUCUAGAAAUUUCCCUGAACACACGAAUAAAGCACCAAAGAACAGUGUAGUUCAGAGCAUCAAGAUCGUGAUUUUAUCUAAUAAACUCAAUCUAUUAUUACCUUUCGGCCCUCUAGCAAUAUUGCUCCACUACACUAUAGAUAGUAAGGGGUGGGUGUUCUUGUUGAGCUUAGUAGGCAUUACACCAUUGGCUGAACGUCUAGGAUAUGCCACAGAGCAACUGGCUUUUUACACGGGCCCAACUGUUGGAGGUCUCCUAAAUGCUACAUUCGGGAAUGUGACUGAACUGAUCAUAUCGAUUUUCGCAUUGAAAAAUGGAAUGAUACGUGUUGUUCAGCUGACAUUACUAGGAUCAAUUCUGUCUAACAUGUUGCUUGUACUUGGCUGCGCCUUCUUCUGUGGCGGGCUUGUAUUUUACCAAAAAGACCAAGUCUUUGACAAAGGAAUCGCAGUUGUAAAUUCAGGAUUGCUUUUGAUGGCUGUCAUGGGGAUACUCUUCCCGGCUGUUCUUCACUACACUCAUAGUGAGGUUCAUGCCGGAUCAUCAGAACUGGCCCUGUCAAGGUUUAGCAGUAUCAUAAUGCUUAUAGCCUAUGCCGCUUACCUCUUCUACCAGUUAAAGAGCCAGUCUAAUUCUUAUAGCCCUCUUGAUGAGGAAACAAAUCAGAACGAAGAAACUUCAGCUGAAGAAGAAGAUCCUGAGAUCUCCAAGUGGGAAUCUAUCAUAUGGCUCUCUAUCUUGACUGCUUGGGUCUCUCUUCUUUCUGGCUAUCUUGUUGAUGCCAUAGAGGGUGCCUCAGUCUCGUGGAACAUACCUAUAGCGUUUAUCAGUGUGAUCUUGCUUCCUUUAGUGGGAAAUGCAGCCGAGCAUGCAGGCGCUAUCAUGUUUGCCAUGAAAGACAAGCUGGAUUUGUCGUUGGGAGUGGCUAUUGGUUCCUCUAUCCAGAUUUCCAUGUUCGCGGUCCCGUUCUGUGUGGUGAUUGGAUGGAUGAUGGGUGAACAGAUGGACCUCAACUUUCAGCUUUUUGAGACGGCGAUGCUGUUCAUCACAGUUAUAGUAGUAGCCUUUUUCCUCCAGGAAGGGACAUCAAAUUACUUCAAAGGCUUGAUGCUCAUUCUUUGUUAUUUGAUAGUAGCUGCCAGUUUCUUUGUACACGAAGAUCCUCACCAAGGUUAG
Messenger RNA from Arabis nemorensis, 1317 nucleotides. The record is from the annotation of a GenBank genome assembly. Lineage: Eukaryota; Viridiplantae; Streptophyta; Magnoliopsida; Brassicales; Brassicaceae.